Brassica napus (rape) is the source of this 1008-nucleotide messenger RNA. RefSeq lists its product as uncharacterized. The record is from RefSeq and is a predicted model, not a curated record. Lineage: Eukaryota; Viridiplantae; Streptophyta; Magnoliopsida; Brassicales; Brassicaceae.
UACAAUUUUGAAUCUCUUAUCUUUCUCUCUCUCCACAACUACCAGACUCAUAUGACUGUAAAAGCAAGAGAGAGAGAAGAGAAAGAAAAAAAAACAGAUACACUUAAAGAAUGAAAUAAAGAGGAAAAAAGCUAGUCAAUUGUUUAACUCACACUCUCUUCAUCUCUCUCCUCUCUCAAAUGCUCUAAAAUUGGCAUUGGGCAGAUGAAAAAAAUCUUCAUCUUAUUCUAUAUCUGUUGGCCAUCUCUUCUCAAUCAUUCACUCACUCACUCACUCUUCAUCUUCUUCUGUUUCAUGCAAGAUCCAAAGAGCUCACCUGCAAGAAAACCCUGGUACCAGCGAGCAAUGGCGGUGGCGAGGUUCGCCGCAAACUGGAAAACCAUCCCAAAGUCGCCACCGGAGAUAACACGUCCGUCGCGGAACCCUAGCGUCAACAAAUCAUCGAGCAACCAUCAACAGCUGAGGAAAUGCACUUCUCUCAAGGUAGCCGCGAACUCCUUCACUAGGGUUUGUCUCUGCGCUCCUAUCGGUCCUUACGACGACGUGUUCCGAAACUACGUCCCGCCGAGACGAAGCUCGAGCUACCCUCCGUCGAAGCCUCUUCCUACGGUGACGGAGACGGCGAUGGUGACGCCUGCGGCGAGGAUGAGUGUGGACUCAGGGAGGAGGAUAUUUAGAGGGAAGUCGUUGAAGGAGAACGCGUUGAUGAGGAGGUUUGUGGCGGCGGAGGAAGAGGCGAUGAUGGAGAGUAGAAGGAGAGAUGAGAUGGAGAUUGUGAGGAAGAGGUAUCAGAUGAGGAAGAAGAAGAAGCUUGGACCUAGUCCUCUUAGUCGCAUGGUUAUUGCUGAAGAAGAUCAACAAGCUUUUCAUCAAUGAUUAAACUUUUAAUCAAAAACAGAGGAACACAAAAUGUUCUUUUUUUUUGUAAUUGUGUUUUUUUUUGUGAACUAAGAGAUAAUUAAUUACCUGUUUGGUCCGGUUUAAUUAAUUUGAUUAGUUUCUUAAUGA